Jaminaea rosea is the source of this 1023-nucleotide messenger RNA. RefSeq lists its product as hypothetical. The transcript is spliced from 4 exons. The record is from RefSeq and is a predicted model, not a curated record. The coding region runs from base 165 to 842 and encodes 225 amino acids. Lineage: Eukaryota; Fungi; Basidiomycota; Exobasidiomycetes; Microstromatales.
UGUGCGGCUCUAGAUGGCAAUGUGAUGGUAAUGAGAGAAUAGAAAGGUGGCGAUCGUCUUGCUCGAGCAGGGCUCAGGCUAAGGGAACAUCGAGCAGAGAGGCACUUGCACCACUCGUCUCGUCAUCGCCAUCAACUGACCAUCCCAACCGCGACCUUGCUACAAUGCCCAAGGCCAAGCGCAAGGCUCAGUCAGAGGGAAGUGACGAGGGUAGCAGCGCCUCGAAGAAGGACACCGGUGACUCGCCCAAGUCGCCAAGGAAGUCGGGCGGCCAGCAGCCUGCGUCGAGCAAGGAUUGGACGGAGGCUCACUGGAAUAUGCUCAACAAAGCCAUCGAGCAGAUCGCGGUCGAUCACGUCGCCCAGAUCGUCGAGUCUCACCCGGACCUGGCCCCAUGGAAGCCCAAAGGACGCCUUCAGCCCAAAGUACGCCAGCUCAUGCGUACGGCAAAGGGAGCAGGCAAGGGCGGUCAUGACAGUAAGGAUGAUGAUGGAGGUGUGGGCCCGUCCACUCCACACAAGAAGGCCAAGCUCGAUCACGGCGAGGAGCAAGGCGCCAAUAUGGCUGAUGAUGGCGACAACGAGGAGGCUGGCCCGUCUACUCCUGCUACUAGCUCCAGCUCUAAGGCGAAGCGUAAGCAAAACUCAAGCAGCAAAGGCAAAGGGAAGCAGGCGGCGGCCAAGGAGGAAGCUGUUGAUGAUGAACAGGAGGCGGACGAAGGGGCUGAGGCAGCUGAGGAGGCUAAUGAGACGGAGCGUCAGAUGCACGGCAAAGAGCAGAGCGAGGCAGACGCUGAUGUCUGGGACGAGCUCACCGCCAUUGAUGAUCGCCUCGACGGGUGAUGACCAGCACCACGCACACAAGACAGCUACGAGGCAAGAUGCUGCCAUCGCCAUCCCACUAGGUGGCAUGCGCAGCUAUCCCUUCGGGCCCCACCAGAACAUCUCACCUGUCCUAUCGACCGUCGCGUCUCUCCAUCAAUCGUGCAGCCUCGCACACGCCAAUGUAGCCUUCACAACUCGC